Molecule: messenger RNA, 801 nt
Organism: Ogataea angusta
Lineage: Eukaryota; Fungi; Ascomycota; Pichiomycetes; Pichiales; Pichiaceae
Exons: 1
Coding region: 1-801 (266 amino acids)
Biological process (GO): protein refolding
Cellular component (GO): cytoplasm
Source: RefSeq, a predicted model, not a curated record
AUGCAGCAUAUGAUUCUAGACAUCAGUCCUGGCAUUAUGUUGAAGCCUUUGGUACCUAACAUGAGAGUUCGUGCGUUUGUUCGCCGUAACCACGUCAAUCAUUAUAAUAACCUUAACCUUAAAUCAAGGAAUGCCUCUGCGUCAGAAAUCAAGUCAAACUUUCGCAAGUUGAGUUUGAAGUACCACCCAGACAUGCUGAAGUCACAGAACUUGAGUCCUGAAGAGAUCGAAACCAAGAAUCAGAGAUACUUGCAGAUAAAAAAGUCUUAUGAGAUUCUCAUAGAUCCUAGCAAAAGAGCUUCUUAUGACACAUCCGUACCGUCAGAGUCUGCUUCUCCUAGACCUAUGCAUAACUUCAGGCCGUCACACAGACGAACACCUUUUACAGCACAUGGUUACUCUUCGCGAAGCCCAAACUCUGAUGAUGUUCCUCACUUCGAUUUUAAUAAGCAUCUUAAGCGCAACAUCCGUAACGAGAAACGGAUGCACGAAAAUCGGAUGAUGCAAUCUGGCCAUCCUACGCCAUACAACGUUCGCUACUCAAACUUUAGAGGAGGAGUCUACGACCCUGCACAGCAUAGACACUACAGCACCACGAUGCCAGCCCAGGGCCCUGUGAUCGGGCUUGUUGGCCUAUUGGUUGCUUUUUAUGCGCUAGGGUCAAUAAUUGGGUCAGAUGAUAUUGCACAGAUUCCCCGCAGAAAACAGAGUAAUGGUCGGUAUGUCCCGGAGGCGUCUUCACGCGGACAGAGCGAGUACUCCUCACAGCUGGUCUCCAGCGCAAUUACGCAGUCGAAAUAG